This is a messenger RNA of Mauremys mutica (yellowpond turtle), 1917 nucleotides long. RefSeq names its product procathepsin L-like. The coding region runs from base 597 to 1601 and encodes 334 amino acids. Gene Ontology annotation, molecular function: cysteine-type endopeptidase activity. Gene Ontology annotation, cellular component: lysosome. NCBI's taxonomy places the organism in Eukaryota, Metazoa, Chordata, Testudines, Geoemydidae. Gene Ontology annotation, biological process: immune response. The transcript has 7 exons. The record is from RefSeq and is a predicted model, not a curated record.
AGAGCCGGAAAGCCAGCUCUUCAGAUUGCUGCUGUGUUUUAUUUUCUAAAUCUGUUGAAUACAGUGGGAGGAAGGAGGACAGGGGCCAGUGUGCAACCAGUGACCUUGCAGCUGGUGUUGGGGGGGAAGGGCCCAGCUGAUAGCUCUGAGCCUGGAUUCGUGUAGGCAGGACCAGCUGACACAGCCCCAGGCCAGACCUGGAGCUUGGGCUCCGUCCUCGGCCUCCCAGCUGAGACUGAGGACGAAGAAAUCACGGGCAAUGGCUGAUCUUUGAGGUGUAACCAGCCAGCAGCUAGGAACUGGACUGAGAGCCCCCCACUGAUUCCUAGUAGCCACUCAGCAGCUGUUCAGGGGAUGGCACAUUCCAGCCCUGGGCUGGCUCGGAGCUGCCAGGCAGAGCGGGGUCUUUUACAUGAAUUUCCUAGGUCUCUGUGUUUGGAGGUUGCCGUCAGUGGCGGGGAGGGGACGUCGUAGCCGGAGUUACAAUUGGGAACUGAUGUCCCCUGCCCCCCUCCGCGCCCCGGCUCGGUGAGAUGCCACGAGCAGGCAGGAUCAAACUCUAACCGGUGCGUUUUAACCCACUCAGCCGGAGAGAGAUGCAGCUGCCAAGGCUGGUGGGGUGCCUUGUGGUCCUGCUGGGUGCGUCCGGGGCACUGGACCCUGCCCUGGAGGAAGGCUGGCGAGGGUGGAAGAGCUUCCACGCUAAGGAGUAUCCUGAAGAGGCGGAAGCUUUCCGCAGGGCGGUCUGGGAGAAGAACCUGCGGCGGAUCGCGCACCACAACCUGGAGGAGUCUCUGGGGAAGCACAGCUACCGCCUGGAAAUGAACCACUUUGGGGACCUGAUGGACGAAGAGUUUAACCAGCUUCUGAACGGUUUCCGAGCUGAGCGGCACGGCGGGAAGGUGCCUCUCUUCCAGGAAUCGGCUGCUCGGGAGACUCCCAAGGAGGUGGACUGGCGCGCAAAGGGUUACGUCACCCCCGUGAAAAACCAGGGCCACUGCGGGUCCUGCUGGGCUUUCAGUGCCACGGGAGCCCUGGAGGGCUUGGUCUUCAAGAAGACGGGCAAACUGGUGUCGCUGAGCGAGCAGAACCUCAUGGACUGCUCAAGGACGCUGGGGAACAACGGGUGCCAUGGGGGCUUCAUCACUCGGGCCUUCCAGUACGUGCGGGACAACAAGGGCAUCAACUCGGAGCUCAACUACCCCUACUUGGAGAGGGACGAAUUCAACUGCCAUUACAACCCCCAGGACAACGCUGCCAACUGCACCUCUCUCAUGCUGAUCCAGCCGGGCAACGAGACCGCUCUGGAGCAGGCGGUGGCCACUGUCGGCCCUGUCUCCGUUGCCGUGGAUGCCAGCAGCUUCCACUUCCACUUCUACAAGUCAGGAGUCUUCAACAACAGCCUGUGCAGCCACACAGUGAACCAUGCCAUGCUGGCCGUGGGCUACGGCACAUCCCAGGAGAACGGGAAGAGCGCCGCCUACUGGCUCCUCAAGAACAGCUGGGCUGAGCUAUGGGGUGAAAAAGGUUACAUCCGGCUGGCGAAAGGAGCCGACAAUCACUGUGGUGUGGCCAAUCAGGCAAGCUAUCCCGUCUUGUAGCCAGCGCUGGGUUUUCCUUCUGCCCUGGGCCUGCAUGGCAGAAGGCCUCACAUACUGGAUGGGUUUUUUUUUCUUCUCAACGACUUGAUCUUUGUCUUCAGCAUGGAGAUUCUUUUUGCUCCUGGCCGUGAUUUCUGGGCUUUUUCUUAGCUGCGAUUUACACGGGUUUAGAAGCGAUUAAAAGUUGUGCCGCAAAUUGCUCUUGCAAGCCUGGGUAAGUCCUGUUCUGGUCACGCCGCAGCAUCGCUGAACGAGGCUUAGUGUCCUGUCUAACUUAUUCAUAAAAUAAAGAAUGUUUUUCCUCUCAGUGUGAAAA